AUGAGUGACAACGCUUCUCUGGUUCCCCCAGCACCAAGCCAGGGUCUUACUACCCCCUGCAAAGGACCCUCUAAGUUCAAGCAGAGGCAGAAUCGCCUGUUGAAGAGCAAGCCUCCUGAGAAAGGGCUCAGUGGGUUCGGAGAUGAUAUCCCAGGCAUGGAGGGGCUAGGAACAGAUAUCAUGGUGAUCUGUCCCUGGGAAGCAUUCAGCCACCUGGAACUGCAUGAGCUUGCUCAGUUUGGGAUCAUCUGA
Molecule: messenger RNA, 252 nt
Organism: Nannospalax galili (Upper Galilee mountains blind mole rat)
Lineage: Eukaryota; Metazoa; Chordata; Mammalia; Rodentia; Spalacidae
Gene: Pde6h
Product: phosphodiesterase 6H
Exons: 4
Coding region: 1-252 (83 amino acids)
Biological process (GO): positive regulation of epidermal growth factor receptor signaling pathway; positive regulation of G protein-coupled receptor signaling pathway; visual perception
Cellular component (GO): photoreceptor outer segment membrane
Molecular function (GO): 3',5'-cyclic-nucleotide phosphodiesterase activity; cGMP binding
Source: RefSeq, a predicted model, not a curated record